Messenger RNA from Mus pahari (shrew mouse), 1656 nucleotides. Its product is annotated as UDP-glucuronosyltransferase 3A2-like. The record is from RefSeq and is a predicted model, not a curated record. NCBI's taxonomy places the organism in Eukaryota, Metazoa, Chordata, Mammalia, Rodentia, Muridae. The annotation marks the transcript as partial. Gene Ontology annotation, molecular function: UDP-glycosyltransferase activity. The transcript has 7 exons.
UACCUAAUUUCAAGUCCACAGAGAGUUCUUUGUGACAGAGGCUUACAGGGUCCCUUAGUGGGGCAUAGCUCUCUAGCUGUGCAACUUGUGCCAGGGCUCCACGUGUUCUACAGAUGGCUGUAUACCGGAGUUGGCUUCUCAUGAGCUUCUUUCUCCUUGAGGUACUUCACUUGGAGGCUGCAAAAAUCCUGACUAUAUCUAUACUGAGUGGCAGCCAUUAUAUGGUGAUGAACCGUGUAACGCAAGUUCUUCAUGGAGGUGGCCACAAUGUGACCAAACUUCUUUAUAAAAGUGCUGAUAUCCCAGAUUUUAGUAAGGAGAAACCAUCAUACCAGAUUCUGAAUUGGCAUCCACCUGAAGAUCAGAACAAGAAACUUAUUGAUCGUUGGAAUCGACUUAUAGAAGAACUCAUUUAUAGCAGGUCUGAACAUCACACCCUUCUAAAGAUUAAUCGAUACUUUGGGGACUUAUGCAGUCAUUUAUUAAGCAGAAAGGACAUCAUGGAGUUCUUAAAAAAUGAGAACUUUGACCUUGUACUUCUUGAUUCAGUAGACAUCUGUGCUUUGCUGACUGUUGAAAAGCUUGGGAAACGAUUUGUGUCCUUUCUUUCAGUGCAAUUUAGUUUGAUGGACUCUGAGUUACCAAGUGUCCCCUUGUCCUAUGCUCCAGUGUAUGGUUCUGUUCUUCCUGACCAAAUGGACUUCUGGGGCCGAGUAAAGAACUUUCUGAUGUACUUUCAUUUCUCCAUGAAGCAAAGGAAAAUGUUUUCUCAAUUUGACAGCACUAUCCAAGAUCAUUUUGCAGAAGGCUCUCGGCCAGAGUUGUCUGAACUUCUACUGAAAGCUGAGCUGUGGUUUGUCAACUCUGACUUUGCCUUGGAAUUUGCUCGUCCCCUAUUUCCCAACACAGUCUAUGUGGGAGGUUUACUGGACAAACCUGUUCAGCCAAUACCCCAAGACUUGGAGAAUUUUAUCUCUCAGUUUGGAGACUCAGGUUUUGUCCUUGUGGCCCUGGGAUCUAUAGUGAGCAUGCUUCAGACCAAGGAGAUUAUUAAGGAAAUGAACAGUGCCUUUGCUCGCCUCCCUCAAGGGGUGCUUUGGGCAUGCAAGACUUCUCAAUGGCCCCAAGAUAUCAGUUUGGCCCCAAAUGUCAAAAUCAUGGAUUGGCUUCCACAGAAUGACCUUCUGGCUCACCCUAGCAUUCGUCUGUUUGUCACCCAUGGUGGGAUGAACAGUGUGAUGGAGGCCAUCCAGCAUGGAGUACCCAUGGUGGGGAUUCCCUUUUGUNCUGACCAACCUGAAAACAUGGUCCGAGUAGAAGCAAAGAACCUUGGUGUUUCUAUUCAGCUACAGACGCUCAAGGCAGAGUCAUUUGCGCUCACCAUGAAAGAAGUCAUAGAAGACAAGAGGUACAAGUCUGCAGCAAUGGCCGCCAAGAUUAUCAGGAACUCCCAUCCAGUGNCCCCUGCCCAGAGGCUUUUGGGCUGGAUAGAUCACAUCUUGCAGACAGGGGGUGCAGCACAUCUCAAGCCAUAUGCUUUCCAGCAGCCGUGGCAUGUGCAAUACAUGCUUGAUGUCUUCCUCUUUCUUCUGGGGCUCAUGAUGUGUACCUUGUGGCUUUGUGUAAAGGUUUUUGGUGUUGUAACCAGGUAUCUGA